Messenger RNA from Arxiozyma heterogenica, 600 nucleotides. RefSeq names its product Pam17p (gene PAM17). Gene Ontology annotation, cellular component: PAM complex, Tim23 associated import motor. The transcript has a single exon. Gene Ontology annotation, biological process: protein import into mitochondrial matrix. Bases 1 to 600 code for a protein of 199 amino acids. The record is from RefSeq and is a predicted model, not a curated record. Lineage: Eukaryota; Fungi; Ascomycota; Saccharomycetes; Saccharomycetales; Saccharomycetaceae.
AUGUUGUUUGUUUCUACCAGGCCAACUUUAUUUAAUCCUUUCUUUAGGUCGAUUUUAAAUCAUACUUCUCUUGCGUCUCGCAAUUUUUCGACUUCUGUUAUACGAUCCAAUAAUGACAAGAAAUCCAACGACGAAGCGAGUCUAAGCAAUUUGACAUGGGAUGGUUUUUUCAAAUUAAGAAGAUUACAAAGAAAGAUUAAUGUCGGUUCAUCGGUCUUCACUGCUUUCCUUGGUUGUAACAUUUCUUGGGUUUAUCUAUCAAACAUGCAAAUUGAUCCAACUCAAAUGAUCAUGGGCUUUGAUCCUUUAGUCGUUGUUUCCGCUGGGUUAGUCGCAUCUGGUGCGCUAGGCUAUUUAUUUGGUCCUUUAUUUGGUUCUCAAAUAUUCAAAUUGUGGAAAUCUAAAUCUUUGAACCAAUUCAACCUGAAAAAUAGAGAAUUCUUAGAACAUAUUAAAACUAAUAGAGUAGAUGCAUCUUCACAAAGUUUCAGUAACCCUGUUCCAGAUUAUUAUGGUGAAAAGAUUGGUUCCAUAAAGCAAUACAGACAAUGGUUAAGAGAUUGUCACUCAUAUGCCAGAAAGGCCAAGGAAUUCUUAUAA